AUGGAUGUUGAUCCUUUGGUAGUUGCCAUCUUUGGCCCACCGCCUGAGGGGAUAGAUCUCUCGGCUAAUAGCGAGGCCAAGAAUGCUGCUGUUGUUCUUACCUUGUUGCUCAUCUCUGCUUUGUUCUUGGCUGGACGCAUUGUGAUUCGCACGCAGCAGGUUUAUGGGCUGAGUCUUGAUGACUAUGCGAUUAUUAUAUCGUGGGUCUUUGUGGCUGCUACUGGGGCCAUGGUAGUAGUUGUUGGCCAAGCUGGUGCUGGUAAGCAUGUCUGGGCACUCACAAUAGAUCAAAUGGUUGAGGUCUCCAAGCUCUCAUACAUAUAUACUUACUUCUUUGCAAUAUCCGUCUUUACAACAAAAGUAUCGAUUCUCCUCUUCUACCGACGAUUAUUCAGCCGGGGCGGCUUCUCAUUCAAGAUCGCCUUUUGGUUUGGGACCUUCCUGGUGGCAGCAUACCCAGUGAUAUUCCUGUUCACCAUGAUACUUGGCUGCACGCCUAUAAGCCACUACUGGACACAGUUCAAAGGGACCGAGGGAACUUGCAUUGAUGUUGGCCAAUUCUUUGUCAUUCUGGCCAUCAUCAAUCUGUUCACUAACGUCAUCGUGCUGUUGAUCCCAGUGCCAGAGGUACUCAAGCUUCAGAUGAACAGAGAGAAGAAGGGAGCUGUAUUUGGUAUCUUGGCCCUUGGAGGCUUAGUCUGCAUCGCCAGUGCUGUACGCGUAUACUAUCUAGACGUCUUCGCCAAAGCCGCCGACAACACAUGGGCCAUGGGCACCGUGGCAAUAUGGUCCUCGGUCGAGCCCUCAAUGGGCAUCGUAUCAGCCUGCCUACCCAGCUUCAAGUCAUUCUUGCGAUACCUGCGCCGCAAAGGCGGUAGCAAAAGCAGAUCAAGUUUUCCAACAAUUUCCAAUGGCGGAAAAGGAAACAGACUACGGUUUGAUGAUGAAAUUGCACUGAGAAGUCAGAUAGUUGGUGGUGAGGGAAGCAUGCAUAGUGGACAGGGAAGUGAGGCUGGAAGACAGAUUUACGUCAAGACGGAUGUUGAGCAGGUCAUUACUGAGAUACCCGAGGCGAUGAGACGAAGCAAUGUUUGA
Messenger RNA from Fusarium mangiferae, 1095 nucleotides. RefSeq lists its product as uncharacterized. The record is from RefSeq and is a predicted model, not a curated record. Lineage: Eukaryota; Fungi; Ascomycota; Sordariomycetes; Hypocreales; Nectriaceae. The transcript has 4 exons. Bases 1 to 1095 code for a protein of 364 amino acids.